AGCAGGCAUCUUGGACAGUCUUAAAUGGAACAAGUUAGGUUCUCUCGUUAAGAUGCGCGCAGUAACAAAAUAAAACGAAUGUUUCUCCUCACAAGUACCAUAAUUAAUGCCUUUGAUCAUCAAGUAAUCCCUGAUCGAGGUUUUCUCUAUCUGUGUAGCUCCACAAACCAUAUAUCUUCCCUCAUCCCCACCUCUCUCUCUCUCUCUCUCUCUCUCUCUCAAACUAAUUGAGAGUAGAGAUAAAAAGAGUGAAGAUCUUUGGUUAUUGAUCGAGAUGGAUGAUCACAAAGCUCCUCCUUCUUCAAAUACUCCUCUGUUGAUGUAUACCCCUCCUACCCUCCACAAAUACGAAGAGGCUAGUACUGAUGAUCAACAAUAUGCAUCACAUAAACGUGAACAUUCACUUUAUCAGCUAUGGAGGCCAACCCUUACAGAGGUGGUUCAAGAGAUCAAACAACUCUACACCAUAGCCAUCCCCAUGAUCAUCACCGGCCUACUCAUCUACGGAAAAUCCGCGAUAUCGAUGCUUUUCAUGGGUCGCCUAGGGAAAGAGGCCUUAGCCGGCGGGUCUCUUUCAGUUGGCAUUGCAAACAUCACCGGCUUCUCCAUCAUCUCGGGCCUCGCCAUGGGAAUGGAAGCCAUCUCUUCUCAAGCCUUCGGAGCCAAGCAAUGGGCCAUCGUGGCACAAACCCUCCACCGAACCACCGCGAUACUCAUUCUCGCUUCCAUACCAAUCUCUCUCCUUUGGCUAAACAUCAAUCCAAUCCUCCUCCUCUGCGGCCAAGACCCAACCAUUUCCUCCAUCGCCUCCACCUACCUCGCUUUCUCGAUCCCAGACCUUUUCUUCCAACCCUUCAUAAACCCUCUCAAAAUUUACUUGCGUACCCAAAACAUAACUCUUCCGUUAAUGCUCAGCGCAGCUUUUUCGCUCUCCAUUCACGCCCCCAUCAACUACUUUCUAGUGCAUUAUCUCCACCUUGGGAUUAGAGGUAUUGCUAUGGCAUCGGCCAUAGCAAACCUCAACCUACUAAUAUCCCUCUCCCUCUACACACGAUUUUCCAGCCUUUCUGACAGAAAUGCUGGAAAAUCGUGGGAACUGAUCACCUCGAUAACAUGUUUUAACAAUUGGAAAAUGCUUCUAACGCUAGAGCUUCCCAGUUGCGUUUCCGUUUGUUUGGAGUGGUGGUGGUACGAGCUCAUGAUAGUCUUAGCAGGUUUACUACCAAACGCCGCGGAGGUGGUGGUCACCAUGGGCAUCCUUCUACAAGCCACUUCGCUUCUCUACAUCUUCCCCUCCGCGUUGAGCCUAGCCGUGUCAACUCGGGUCGGGAACGAGUUAGGCGCCAACCAACCCGGCAAAGCGAAAACCUCCUCUCUCAUCGCGCUAUCUUGCGGGGUUUCAAACGGGUUUGUUGCCAUGCUAUUCAUAAUGACAGUGAGAAAUGGUUGGGGAGGGGUUUACACGGUUGACGGCGGCAUUUUGGCGGCGACUGCGGCGGUGAUGCCGGUGGCGGCGCUGUGUGAGGUCGGAAACUGCCCACAGACUGCGGGGUGCGGGGUGUUGAGGGGCAGUGCGAGGCCAGCUUCAGCGGCUAAUAUAAACUUGGCAUCCUUCUAUGGAGUUGGGCUUCCGAUUGCAAUUGUAAUGGGCUUAGUAAUGGAUAUGGGCCUUCAGGGGUUGUGGUUGGGCCUGUUGGCGGCCCAGGUUGUGUGUGCUGUAUUAAUGGUGUUUGUGUUGAUGAGAACGGAUUGGGUACAAGAGGCCUGUAGAGGCAGGGAGCUGAUUGGGAUUGACGAGAAGGACCCUAAAGCACAGGAGAUAACCCUACGGUAGUUAUUUUCCGGGGUUAUUGAAUGGGUUUUUUUUUUUUGUUGUUAAUAUUGGGUUGCUUUUUUAUUUUGUUAAUAGCGUGGUGUU
Molecule: messenger RNA, 1918 nt
Organism: Rhododendron vialii
Lineage: Eukaryota; Viridiplantae; Streptophyta; Magnoliopsida; Ericales; Ericaceae
Product: protein DETOXIFICATION 48-like
Exons: 2
Coding region: 275-1834 (519 amino acids)
Biological process (GO): xenobiotic detoxification by transmembrane export across the plasma membrane
Cellular component (GO): membrane
Molecular function (GO): xenobiotic transmembrane transporter activity; antiporter activity
Source: RefSeq, a predicted model, not a curated record